This is a messenger RNA of Salvelinus sp. IW2-2015, 2493 nucleotides long. The record is from RefSeq and is a predicted model, not a curated record. Lineage: Eukaryota; Metazoa; Chordata; Actinopteri; Salmoniformes; Salmonidae.
CAUGCGUGACUGCACAAAAAUCGGACCAUCGAAACAGACCGUCUUCUACGCUAUAUUACUUUCAAGAGUUAUCUUACCUAAAGUAGUUUGAAAUGUAAUGUAUUUGCCUUAAUCUAUGUUUGAUAUACCUUACAAAAUGCCGUCAUUUUACAUGACCGUAUUUGUGUGAUCUCUAGUGCAAAUUCGUUGUUCUGUGGUAGUGUAGUUUGUUUGCAAUAUUUGGCGUGUAGCUGGCGGGAAGUGAAAAUGUUAUCAUAUUUAUCUCUUUACGAUAUUUUCAUCAAUUAGCCAAUGGAAGGUGUCUUUUUAACCAGGGCGUGCACCGCUUAUUGUUUUUGAAAAUCACGGUCGAUUAAUGUGAGAAAAGUACUUGCACCGUGGCUUUUUCUGGAUGGUAUCGUCCCACUGGAAGGAUCCGCUGUGAGUCUGCUUUGUUUCUCAAACCAUACAUACAUUUUAUCUGCUCCCCCACAGGAGAAUUGUUUAACAAUUGCAAUGUGAGUUUUAUUAAUAGGUUAUCAUUCUUCGAUUAAGAACCAUCAGCCCUUUUUUGUCCCUUUUGAAGCGCUCUGACAUUUACACCACAAUGUCUCAGUCAGAGACGUGUUGCAUUUGUGGGGUGAGGUUUGUGAGGGGGCCCAAGGGUUACAACAGGAGGAAAGUCACCACGCUGACCAGCCCCAAGACCUUCAAGCUAGUCUUUGACAUCACUCCUGAUGACUCAUCCUUCCUCUGCUGGGUCUGUCUUGGUGUGCUCAGAAGGAAAACCAAGCAGGAUGGGAAGCUUUGGACUUGGUCAGAUUUGCCAACAAAAGUUGGCAGACCUCGAAAGCCCCGUGCCGAAAUACCAAGCUCAUCCACAACAUUAUCCAAUCAAACUCCAAUUAUAACCAACCCAUCUUCUUUAUCCAUAGAAGAGGAGUGCAUUGCUUCUAAAAAAAACAACCGGAGGCCAGUUCGUCAGUGGGACGGGGAGAAAUGGACCACCAUGACUUCUCGUUCCCCAGAAUUCCAUUCAACGACCAUCAGACGACCUCAAACUCCCAUAGCCCCAACCACACACUCCUCUUCAACACCAUCAAAUCAAGUAAAUUCCUCAACAUUAUCAAGUCAAACUUCAAAUCAGAUCAGUUCUCUGUUCUCCUUCGGAGAGCGGACAACAAAAAGACGUCCGAAGGCACCCCAAUCUACAACACACUCCACACUCCUGUCUCCGUUCCCCGUUGACGAAGGUAUAAGGCCCAAGAAGAAGAAUCUCUCUUUCUCCAAGACUAAGCAGAGCUAUGGGUUUGGACCUCAUGCCAAGGCCCUGCAUUACAUGCACAGCCACCAGCACCUGAAGGCCUUCAGGUCCCUGAUGAAGACCAAAGCUAGAGAAGCCAUGACCCUUUUCCUCGCAGAGGUUAUCGCCCAGGAGAGUAAGGUAUUGAUGAAGGACCAACGUGGGCCAUUGCGUCAGCCGCUGACUGAGGCGAGUGUGAGUGAAUUUUCCUGGGACGCGGUUCUAGCGUGGGGGGAAGAAAAGGCCCCUAUGACCCUGGCAUGUCUUAGGGCCAUGUUCCCCAAACCCAACACCAUCAGGACACAGGUUAUGAUGGGAGCAAGGAAAACGAAAUGCCCGAGGACAGAAGAGGCGGCAGGUGAUAUGGUCAGCCAGAGGGUGGGGCUUAUCCUGGCCAUCGUCCUCUACACCUCCAUGCAGAAGUGCAACUUCAUCCAGGCCUCUCUGGGGGUCGAGUUCUGGAAACAGGGCUGUCCUCUCAGCGUGUUGAAAGCCCUCAGUGCCCUGGGGGUGUGUCCCAGUGCUGCCUCUACCAGGAGACACGCAGAGAGGCUGACAACCGGCUUUGAUCCACCUCAGCAGGACCGGACAGAGGGGGUGGUGGAGGAGCCUGGGGACUCCUUUUGUAGAUCUGAGGAUGAGAGUCAGACUCUGAGUUGUUCUGAAGAGUAUUCCAGUUCCUCCCCGACCCACUCUCUGAACUCGUUCUCGGACGAAUCCCACUCCAGAGACGGGUCCUGGUCCGAUCAGAGUUCCAGACCUGACUCCAGGAGCAACGACUACCAAGGCCCUACUCGGAGGCCUGACUCCCGGGAGUACCAGAAUCUGAUCAAAGAACAUGGUUACCACAAAGUCCAGAAACCUACAUUGAGUCGAUGGACGAAGAACAGUGAGGACAAAAGGGAGGCAAAGAAAAACCCUGUUCAAAACCCCAAGAGAAGGAAGAUGACGAAAAAGAAAACUCCUCAAUCGCCUCCAGUAGUAAACGCAACUGGCGCGCACCGUUCAGACAUGGAGACUUCUCAAAUAAGUAAGGUAAACAUGGAAGUCGUUCAAACAUCUCAAGUAGACAACACACACGUGGAACCCGUUCAAACGUCUCAAGUAGACAACACACACGUGGAACCCGUUCAAACGUCUCAAGUAGACCACACACACGUGGAACCCGUUCAACGUCUCAAGUAGACAACACACACGUGGAACCCGUUCCA